Messenger RNA from Eruca vesicaria subsp. sativa (arugula), 1339 nucleotides. Lineage: Eukaryota; Viridiplantae; Streptophyta; Magnoliopsida; Brassicales; Brassicaceae. The record is from the annotation of a GenBank genome assembly.
AGAGCACUGACUUUAAUCGAGUUCGCCCUAGCCGCAUUGCUCUCUGACACGAACAUCGAGGCAAGGACCGAAGCUCCAUCUUCCGGCGCCGGCAAAGGUGUUUCCAGCCGGCGCUGGGACUCAUCGACAGAUCUCUCUUUGUUUCUCACCAUCAUGUUCUGGGUUCGUCCAUUACAACUUCAUUUCGUCGUCUUCUUUCUUUUGUUUCUCUUUACACCGGCGUUCGUUUUCGGCAACAAGAGUAACAGAAGUCUUCACUGUCUGUCACCUCCCAUGGCUAUCAUUGGCUUUCAUCACGUUUGCUCAGCUCCGCUUGUUAAUUUUGUCGCCGUUCUAUUGCUUCAUCUCGACGCCACCCCCUCAUUUCUUUUCGUCGCCACUACCUCUCCUCUCCUCGUCGCAGCUCCUCCUUUUCAGAGUGUGUGUUCCAGAUCUGUUAUGACAGAAUGUGAGCUCUUUGGAUCUACUUGGCCUUCAAUCGCCGUUAUCCGUCCGCUCCCUCCGUCUUGCCUAUCUCCUUCUCCGGUUCGAGUCACUCCCGGACAAGAAGGCGUGCCUCCGCCGCACUGCUUCGUGAUUACAACAGAUCGGAGAAAAAAUCUGAACACUCUCUCCUCCGCCGUCGCCUCAACGUCAGCUCUGCGCAUCACCACGGAGGAAGCACUAAACGGCCGCUCAUCUCUAACCGGUUACUUCAUCUCCUCCAGCGCCGGUGCUUCCUCUCGCCUCCCCGUCGUCAUCAUCCACCUACACGUCACUGCAUCUGAGAUCUGGAUCUCGGUGGGCCAGGCCCAUUUGUUGGUUGCUGGGAGCCCAUCAUCAAAGCCCAUCAAGUUAUCCAAAUACAGCAAGUUCUCAUGGGUACGUGCUUUAUCAUAUAUGGGUUUAUACCCUAAUUCUAAGGCCCAUAAUGCUCAUGUUCACGGUCUCUGCAUCUCACUCCAAUGUGACCUAAUAUCAGUAUCUCCUGACUCUACCAAUUGCAAUCCUUCGAAGGCUGUACCGUCGACGACUCUGUGUGUAGUCCUACUCCGGCAGCCUUCAUGUACCUCACUGCAAGGUCGGAAGAUCCUGAUAUCUUCAAAGACGGUUUUUAACUGCUCUCAAAACCCAUUAACUGGGUUCUUCAACGUCGUUUUCGACUUCUUUGUGUUCUUUCGAACGCGGGCUUUAGGAUUACAAGUGAAGAUAUUCUACGGGUUUCUUCUCUCCUUGGCUACCUCUAUCUUUUAUUAUGUUUUAGCUAUGUUAGCUUAUCUGUCGACUGGCGAUUAUCUUUCUGUCUGUAACCGAGUUAGUCCAUUGGACUUUUAAUUUUAAUAUAAGAUCUUGUUGUCCA